This is a messenger RNA of Besnoitia besnoiti, 1458 nucleotides long. RefSeq names its product rhoptry protein ROP18. Gene Ontology annotation, cellular component: nucleus. The record is from RefSeq and is a predicted model, not a curated record. Lineage: Eukaryota; Apicomplexa; Conoidasida; Eucoccidiorida; Sarcocystidae. The transcript has a single exon. Gene Ontology annotation, molecular function: ATP binding; protein serine/threonine kinase activity. The coding region runs from base 1 to 1458 and encodes 485 amino acids. Gene Ontology annotation, biological process: mitotic DNA damage checkpoint signaling; protein phosphorylation.
AUGUCAGAAGUGACAGGAUCCAGAAGGGUGCUGGUGAGGGGUCCACUUGUUGGGAGGGGGGCAUUCUCCCAUGUAUACCUGGCAAGAGACGCUGAAACGCAAGAGAAAUUUGUUUUAAAGGUUGCAAUUGAAGAGGCAAAACCCACAGCGGCGACAUUCGAUGAGCUGCACGCAGAAGCUGAAGCUUACAAGCUCUUUCCGGCCGUCAAGACGCCACAGGAAGCCCAGGAGAGGCUAAGGUUUAUGGUGCCGAGCGACGUUGUCAAGAUCCCGUCCGCGCCACCGUAUGCGUACCACGGUCGCAAGAGGUCAAGAAUUUGGGCUCUGAACUAUUUUCUUGUUAUGCCAAAAGGGGAUGCAAACCUCUCACAACUGCUCGACGCAUUUCUCCAAGACCACUCCCUCUCCACGGAUACUGGGAUCGGCCGUGUUGCGCGGCUGCAGCUGACGUCCGCGGUUGUACGUUUAGUAGCGAAUCUUCACGACCAGGGGUUCGUUCAUGCUGACAUCAAACCGCAGAACAUGGUCGUCAUGAAGGACGGACGCAUGCUCCUAGCUGACUUCGGCUUUCUGAGAAAGCACAACUCUGUUGAAGAGCCGUGUGGCACUCUAGGGUACGUUGCUCCAGAACUCUUAUCCGCCGGCCCAGUCAAGUUUCGGUAUUCAGCUGAUGCAUGGGCCGUUGGCGCUACUCUAUUUCGAAUUUGGUGUGGUCAGUUCCCGGCGAAGGUAUACAGGCGUCCGUGGCAACUAGGUCCCGAGGACUGCAUGUCGCGUCCGCCUGAGCCCGUCGUGAUCCUCAUGGGGCAAUUCCUACAAAAGGUUGAAAGGCGCAGGCUCCAUCCCUUGGCAGCCAUGCGAACCCCGCAGUUUCGUCAGAUCAACGAAGAGGUGGAACGCGCUCUGAUUGAGGAGAACCAACAAGAUCUCUCAGGAAUAUCGGGAGGAGAUGGUUCGAUGACUGAUAUGGCAGCCACGCGACCCCGGCAGUUUCGUCAGAUCAACGAAGACGUGGCAGGCGCUCCGGUUGAGGAGAACCAACAAGAUCUCUCAGGAAUAUCGGGAGGCGAUGGUUCGAUGACCGAUAUGGCAGCCACGCGACCCCGGCAGUUUCGUCAGAUCAACGAAGACGUGGCAGGCGCUCCGGUUGAGAAGAACCAACAAGAUCUCUCAGGAAUACCGGGAGGCGAUGGUUCGAUGACCGAUACGGGAGCCAUACGACCCCGGCAGUUUCGUCAGAUCAACGAAGACGUGGCAGGCGCUCCGGUUGAGGAGAGCCAACAAGAUCUCUCAGGAAUAUCGGUUGGAGAUAGUUCGAUGAGCGAUAUAGGUGCUGCAGGAGUGUGGCCAAAGGAAUUCAUAGGGAAAAAAGGUACUAGCAGAAGAAGGUUGAGCGAACGUAGCACAGACGACGGCGAUAGCUGGCUAGUCUGGCAGAGGGACAGUCUGCCGAAGUGA